Messenger RNA from Annulohypoxylon maeteangense, 805 nucleotides. Its product is annotated as carbohydrate-binding module family 50 protein. Lineage: Eukaryota; Fungi; Ascomycota; Sordariomycetes; Xylariales; Hypoxylaceae. The record is from RefSeq and is a predicted model, not a curated record. Bases 177 to 689 code for a protein of 170 amino acids. The transcript has 2 exons.
CUUUAGUUUGAAUAUCUGCCUGAACAUAUCCUACAACUCUACAACUUCGCCGUUGAAUCCAUAUUGCUACUUUAGAUUCUUUCACAACUCACAUAGCUAUUUGAAGCUAACAGUCUACAAUAAGCUUCAGCUUUCCUACUAAAGAGUCCCUAUAGUCACCCCACAUUCAAGGCAUAAUGGGUCGCUGGUCUCAGUACGAUACUGACGAGGAACGCCUACCUGAGGGUAUGGAACGUAUUGGCUACGACGCCGACACUCAGACGUAUACAUUUCGUGACUCCGACGGUGGCAUUUGGGAGAGCGCACCUGGUAAUCGUUAUGGCCAACUUCAUCGCGUUAAUACGACCUUCCCACCUUACGGCGACGAUACACACGAUGCUACCGAACCACUGCAUGAAGCGACCGAAAACACAUCGUGGCGACACGAGAUGGGACCCCUACUCAAUUGGUUUUUACUAGUCGGCUUAUUUCUACUCUUCAUCUUCUGGUUUAUUAGCCGUACGACCGAACGGGUCGCUCCAAUUACUUGCGGCGACCACAGCAGCCCAUACCAGAUCAAAUCAGGCGACACCUGUUGGGCAAUUGCCGAGGAACAUCACCUCUCACUAGACUCUAUCAUGCAUGAGAAUCAGGGUCUUGAUUGUGACAGGCUGGCCCCUGGUGGCACCCUCUGUAUUCCAAGGGUCUAGAUUGCGUAGCUGCGCUACACACCUAAGCCGAUACAUCCAUACUCUCUACACAACCUUAACAAAUCUAUCCGGGGGACAUAAUCCACGACUUCACAUAUACCACUACACGGUCAUCC